Molecule: messenger RNA, 231 nt
Organism: Pneumocystis murina B123
Lineage: Eukaryota; Fungi; Ascomycota; Pneumocystomycetes; Pneumocystales; Pneumocystaceae
Exons: 4
Coding region: 1-231 (76 amino acids)
Source: RefSeq, a predicted model, not a curated record
AUGCCGUCAAUUACAUCGUUUUGGUCAGGUUCUAUAAAAUAUAUAUAUCAGACAGCCGAAGAAAAACCUCAUAUUUUCUAUUCUUUCUUACUUGGAUCUUUAGGCCCAAUUAUAUUUUUUCUUGUUCCUCCUAUACGAAAAAAACUAGGCUAUGUUCCACCUGAACCUAUCCCUAGAACCUAUCAGCUACCAAAAAGAAAACGGGAAAUUCUUGAAGGAUAUGAUAAUUAA